CAAUCCGUGCUCAUUUCACUAUCUAGAGAGAGAGAGAGAGAGAGAUGGGGAAUUGCCAAACUAUUGAUAAUGCAGAUUUGCUCAUACAACACCCCAAUGGUAAAGUGGAAAAGCUUUAUUCUGCAGUCACUGCUACCCAAAUUAUGAAGAUGAAUCCUGGCCAUUAUGUUGCUCUUCUUCUCACCACCACCACCACUAUGUCCCCACCCUCAAACAAAACAACUACCAACACUAAUAUUAGCCCAAUACGAAUUACGCGAAUAAAGCUUCUCAAGCCAACUGAUACACUUGUUCUUGGUCAUAUUUACAGACUAGUUACUGCUCAAGAGGUAAUGAAAGGAUUGUGUGCCAAGAAGUAUGCAAAGCAGAAACAGUUUGAAUAUUCAGAGGACAAAAUAACACAGACAUUACAUUCUAAGACAGCUGUUCAUCAGGACAAGGUAAUUAAACACGAAAAACAUCGAAAGUCUAUAGGUGCAAAAUCAAGAGCCUGGCAUCCUUCGUUGCAGAGCAUAUCUGAGGCUGCAGACUGAUUUGUGAUGCUUCUAUCUUAUGAUUAAAUUGUUUCUCUUGGAGAAAAAGUCCAUGGAAUUGGUGGUUUCUCAAAUUCAAGUUAAGAGUAGCUUGUGCGGAAUUAGUCACAUGUAUAGUAAAGGAAAAACGAGAAAAAAGAUCUCCUACAUUUUUACUUUUCGAUUGUUUGGAGGCACUUACUCAAUUGAAAUUACUUAUAAGCACCAAAGUUUGUUUAAUUCAAAAACUAAUAAGAUAAUGGAUAUAUCUAAUGGAAUGGAUCAUUCGAACAGAGUAAUGAUUCUCCUACCAUGUGCUGUUGAUCAACCAAUAUGUU
Messenger RNA from Nicotiana tabacum (common tobacco), 850 nucleotides. RefSeq lists its product as uncharacterized. The record is from RefSeq and is a predicted model, not a curated record. Lineage: Eukaryota; Viridiplantae; Streptophyta; Magnoliopsida; Solanales; Solanaceae.